GAGGCCCGGUGCCUCCGGAGGGCUCCGGGCCGGGGGUGGUUGUUCCCUGAGGGCAGCCGGCGCCCGCCUCCCCGCCGCGUCUCUCCGGGGCUGCUGCGGAGGCGCGGUCCGACAUGGAGCCGUGCCGCCGGCCGAGCGCGGCCCGCGGCGGAAAGGCACCGCGGAAGAAGCGUCGCUCGUCCCCGCUGCCGGGGGCGGCCGCUUUCCCGGGCAGGGCCGGCGCCUCCGAGCCGUGCCGGCGGCGCCUCUUCGGGAGCGCGGGCCCCUGCGGGCCGCAGCCCGGCAGCCUGAAGGGCAAGUUCAGUGUGAAAGGCCUACCAAAAAUAAAAGAAAAUCUUGAAGUCACUGGAGUGGACCAUUCAUCCAACCAAAGAACAGUGCGGCUCAGUGUACUGAGCUUGGCUCUGCUCUUCAGCCGCAGCAAGCGAGCGAGUGUCCAAGCAGCCACAGACUUGGAAAAAAAUGAAGAGAAAAUAGAAGAAAGCACUGAACUGCUGAAGGAAUCCUUGAUAAUCAACUCUGACAGUAAAGAAAGUUUGGAAAAUGCUGAAGUGACUUCAAGUACAGGAAUGACUCUUCCCACAGGUGUUUCAACCUUUCUCCUACACUGUUUAGAUGUGGAUUCAACUGCAGAUUAUAACACAGGUGCUAGUGACAGCCUGAACAGUUGCCCAUCCCCUGAAACAUUCAGAGAUGAUGCUUCAGAAAGAAGUAAUUUUUACUCUGAGAACUCUGGCAAAUACAAGAACUCUACCCUCCUGGACUCCAGCAAAGCAGUGACCAUAGAUAAGAUACCACAGAUCUCAAAUUUUUCAGCAAUAUUAGAACCUGUGCUGGAGGAUUUUCAAGACCAAUGCACUAGAAGAAAGAGACCAUCAAACUGCAAUUGCAGUUCUUCAGCAUUAAGUGUUUCAACUACUCUGGCAGGAAAAAAAGUCUGUAAAAUUACAGCUGCAAGAGAGAGAACUCCAAACCUAAAAACUGGUAUGCGCUGUUCUUCACCGUUAGGACCGGAAAAAAAGCCUGACAAUCAAACUGCUAAACCCAAAAGGCUGGAGUGUAAGAAAAAAAAAGAAAAUUCUGAUGCAUUGGAAGAAGGUACGUUGUCCUUGGGUCAGCCUGGUGCCCCAGGAGACGCUUCAGCCACAUCGGUGGGCUUGACAGCAGUACUGCCACCCGCACGGACAGAUGUUCUGGUGAAAAUGAGUUCCACCAUGCUGAUCAUGGAGGAAAAUAAAGCCCUAAAAAAUCCCGGAUAUGCUCAGCCUGCGGAGCUAGAUCCUCUGUGUGGCAGACAAGAAAUCUGUUCUAUUGUCAGAACCUCACCUUGCCGGAGGCCUUCCAGACUUCACCAAAUUCCAGUUAACACAGAAGCGUUCCGCCUGCCCGAAGGAGUGCCUGAAGAUAUUAUUACGAGUACCAAAAACUGGAUCUACUGUAAACACAGAUGAGAUUUCUGGGUUUCAGCAGUACUCAGCAGAAGAAAUAGCGGUCUUGCUGCUGCGGCAGGGAGGUGAAACAGAACUACUAGCCAGUAAUUAAUGGCCGUUUUUUUUUUUUUUGCAUAUACAUUGUUUGAAAUUUUGUAUAAUGCUUUGUAGUAAGCUUGUAAAUACUUUACUCAAAUACUUAAUAUUAAAUUAUUUUGUACGAGCAACUA
Messenger RNA from Phalacrocorax carbo (great cormorant), 1660 nucleotides. Lineage: Eukaryota; Metazoa; Chordata; Aves; Suliformes; Phalacrocoracidae. The record is from RefSeq and is a predicted model, not a curated record.